AUGUCUAGCAUUUUCCAACUUUCAGAACGCGUCCAAAAGCUCAAGAAAGUCCUUGAGGACUUUGUCGAGUUUGAAUGUAUUCCUGCUGAAAAGGUUCACCACCAUCAGUUGGGCAAAAUUGGCAGCGCAGACAGAUGGACGGUCGUGCCAUCGGUCAUUGAAAAGCUCAAGACCAGAGCAAAGUCCCUCGGACUCUGGAACCUUUUCUUGCCCAGCUACUACCCCGAGAGUCCUGGAUUGACAAACCUAGAAUAUGCUACUCUUUGUGAAGUCAUGGGCCGGUCUCACAUUGCUGCAGAGGCGUGCAACUGCAGUGCUCCUGACACUGGCAACAUGGAAGUGUUUGCGAGGUAUGGGACACCAGAGCAAAAGAAAAAGUGGCUCGUUCCUCUGAUGGAGGGAAAAAUCCGCUCCGCCUUUGCCAUGACCGAACCAGCAGUGGCUUCCUCUGAUGCUACAAACAUUCAAACUGAAAUCACUCGUGAAGGCAACGAGUACGUUAUCAACGGACGCAAGUGGUGGAUCUCGGGGGCUGGUGACCCAAGAUGCGCCGUAUAUGUGGUGUUGGGCAAAAACGAUCCCAAGAACCCCAACAAACACAAACAGCAGAGUGUCAUCAUUGUCCCUGCUGAUGCAAAAGGCGUCAAGAUCGUCCGGCCCAUGACCAUCUACGGCUAUGACGAUGCUCCCCACGGCCACAUGGAAAUGAUCUUUGAUAAUGUCCGCGUCCCGGCGGAGAACAUGAUCUUGGGUGAGGGCCGUGGGUUUGAAGUCAUUCAAGGCCGACUAGGUCCUGGACGGAUUCACCACUGCAUGCGCGCGAUUGGUGCGGCCGAACGCGCUCUAGAAUACCAUCUCCUCCGUGCCACGGAUCAAACUCGCACAACGUUUGGCAAGGUCUUGGCACAGCACGGAAAGACGUCCUUUGACGUUGCCCAGAGUAGAAUGGAGAUUGACCAGGCGCGUUUGCUUGUGCUACGUGCUGCUGCUACCAUCGAUGAAAAGGGUCCCAAAGCAGCAAUGAACGAGAUUGCCAUGGCAAAGGUCAUCGUGCCAAAUAUCACGUUGGCGGUGAUCGACCGGGCGAUCCAGGCCUGGGGUGCAGCUGGUGUGUGCCAAGACCUUCCUCUGGCAUACAUGUACGGGACAGGGAGAACUUUGAGAAUUGCUGAUGGUCCCGACGAAGUGCACACAAUUCAAAUUGCAAAGGUAGAGUUCCGGAGGGCUGAUGCAUUGCGCGCACACCACAAGAAGCAAGCAGAGGUGUCUGAGCAAUAUCUUGCUAAACUCUGA
This is a messenger RNA of Spizellomyces punctatus DAOM BR117, 1293 nucleotides long. RefSeq lists its product as uncharacterized. Bases 1 to 1293 code for a protein of 430 amino acids. Gene Ontology annotation, molecular function: oxidoreductase activity, acting on the CH-CH group of donors; flavin adenine dinucleotide binding. The transcript has 3 exons. NCBI's taxonomy places the organism in Eukaryota, Fungi, Chytridiomycota, Chytridiomycetes, Spizellomycetales, Spizellomycetaceae. The record is from RefSeq and is a predicted model, not a curated record.